Molecule: messenger RNA, 1091 nt
Organism: Balaenoptera musculus (blue whale)
Lineage: Eukaryota; Metazoa; Chordata; Mammalia; Artiodactyla; Balaenopteridae
Gene: MPPED1
Product: metallophosphoesterase domain containing 1
Exons: 6
Coding region: 55-1035 (326 amino acids)
Molecular function (GO): hydrolase activity
Source: RefSeq, a predicted model, not a curated record
AGGUCUGGCUCGGGGCCGGGCGGCGGGAGAUGCCCGGGCGGCCUGCGGAGGCCCAUGUGGCGCGCUAGGUGGGAGCCCGGCGUCCUGAAGGCAGAGGCCCUGGCCCUCCUGCCCUGCGGCCUGGGCAUGGCCUUCUCCCAGUCCCACGUGACGGCCGCUCGGAGGCACCAGCACAGCCGGAUCGUCAUCGAGGUGGAUGAGUACAGCUCCAACCCCACCCAGGCCUUCACCUUCUACAACAUCAACCAGGGCCGCUUCCAGCCGCCGCACGUGCAGAUGGUGGACCCGGUGCCUCACGACGCCCCCAAGCCGCCCGGAUACACCCGCUUUGUCUGCGUGUCUGACACCCACUCGAGGACGGACCCCAUCCAGAUGCCCUACGGCGACGUGCUGAUCCACGCCGGGGACUUCACUGAGCUGGGGCUCCCGAGCGAGGUGAAGAAAUUCAACGAGUGGCUGGGCAGCCUGCCCUACGAGUACAAGAUCGUGAUCGCAGGCAACCAUGAGCUGACCUUCGACCAGGAGUUCAUGGCCGACCUCAUCAAGCAGGACUUUUACUACUUCCCGUCCGUGUCGAAGCUGAAGCCGGAGAACUACGAGAACGUGCAGUCGCUGCUAACCAACUGCAUCUACCUGCAGGACUCUGAGGUCACCGUGCGGGGCUUCCGGAUCUACGGCUCCCCGUGGCAGCCCUGGUUUUACGGCUGGGGUUUUAACCUCCCGCGAGGCCAAGCGCUGCUCGAGAAGUGGAACCUCAUUCCCGAAGGCGUAGACGUCCUGGUAACCCACGGACCGCCGCUGGGCUUCCUGGACUGGGUCCCCAAGAAGAUGCAGCGGGUGGGCUGCGUGGAGCUGCUCAACACGGUGCAAAGGCGCGUCCAGCCGCGGCUGCAUGUCUUCGGCCACAUCCAUGAAGGGUAUGGAGUCAUGGCUGAUGGGACAACCACCUAUGUGAACGCAUCUGUGUGCACCGUGAACUACCAGCCCGUGAACCCACCCAUAGUCAUCGACCUCCCCACACCCCGGAACUCCUGACUGCCCCCACGGCCCCAGUGCUUCCCACCCGCAUCAGCUACAUACACCUAGCUGAG